CUUUUUUACACAGUUAAACAGUAAUGGCAACUGAGGAAGUGAAUGGUGCUCAAGAAAAUAGUGGAGGCUUCGUGCGACUUGGCCGUUCUACAACUGGAGCAGAUAUUGGGGAACUUCAGCAAAAGAUCAGUCAAGCUGAACAAGAACUGAAUCAGCUAAGAGUUGAACUAGACCAGACUAAACAACAAGCAAAGCAAGCUGAAUUAUCUGCACAAGAAAGUGGAAAGACCAACCGUAAGCUAAAGACUGAGAUUCAGACAUUGACAGACAUGAGCAAUCGUAAAGACAGACAAGCAGAAAACUCCAAGGCAACCGCUUUCUUCUUUGAAGGACAAGUCAAAAAGUACAUGGAUGAAAUUGAGACAGCAAGACAAGGCAUGGGUCAUCUCAAAGAACUUGAUGACCAGUUAAAUCAAGCAAAGGCAGAACAAGCUGAGCUCGAAAAAACGUCAAAGGAAGAAGCUGUUCGAGUGAAAGCGGUUAUAAAGUCGAUGCAAGAGACACAUAAAGCAAAUAAGGAAAACAUGAAGCAAGAGAUUGAAAAGGCUUAUGCAGAACUUGAAAAAGCAUCAGCGCAAACAUUGCAACUUCAGCAAGAAAUUCAACAAAAGAUGGAAAACGAGUUACAGUCAGGAAUGGAUAUUCAGGCACUGGAAAGAGAACAUAAACUAUUAGAGCAAAAACAAAUAGAGACCAUAAAACAAGUGUAUGAUGAAGUUGAGCAGCUUCGUAAAAGACUAGAACAAUCAGAAGCUUACACUCUUUCGCACGAGGAAAAUAUGUUGGUUGCUAAAGAAGAAAUGGAUAGAAUUGUGCGUCGACUUCGCGCUAUUGAUCAGAUAGCCAACACAAAAGAUACUGACUAAUUGAUACCUUCUUUUCAUUACAUUUAUUGCUUGAUUCAAUAAAACAUAUCACGUUAAUUACAAUCCUGUUUUUUAGCUGAAACAAUGCUCACUAAUACCUAUUGAACUAAUAUAAUGCCAAGAGAAUAAACAAG
Molecule: messenger RNA, 1000 nt
Organism: Rhizopus microsporus ATCC 52813
Lineage: Eukaryota; Fungi; Mucoromycota; Mucoromycetes; Mucorales; Rhizopodaceae
Exons: 2
Coding region: 24-866 (280 amino acids)
Source: RefSeq, a predicted model, not a curated record